UUAUCGAACAGAUAAAGUAAUGUAGUUAUUUUAUAUUUACUACGUGAAAACUGAAUAAACAUCAACACAUCUAACGUAAGCUGCGCAUGCUGUAAAAGGAAGUGAUCUUUGAACUCAAGUUGUGAUGUAAAUGUGGUGCAAUACAUUGGACAGACCAAGACUCUGUGACAGCGUGCAAUUACCAUGGCUGCUCCCGCUGCUCUGCGGUUCGACGGACGAGUUGCAUUGGUUACUGGUGCAGGAAAUGGUCUUGGUCGCCAAUAUGCUCUUAUGUUUGCGAGUCGUGGCGCUGCAGUUGUUGUUAAUGACUUGGGUGGGGAUCUUAAUGGUGGAGGGAAAAGUACCAAAGCUGCUGAUAUAGUGGUGGAUGAAAUAAGGUCUAAAGGAGGAAAUGCUGUUGCAAAUUAUGAUUCUGUUGAAAAUGGAGCCAGAUUGGUACAGACUGCACUGGAAAAUUUUGGACGAAUUGAUAUCAUUGUCAACAAUGCCGGGAUAUUGAGAGAUAAUUUAUUUGCAAGAACAAGUGAUACAGACUGGGAUCUUGUACAUCGAGUUCACAGUCGUGGUGCAUUCCAGGUCACUAGGGCAGCUUGGCCACAUAUGAAAAAACAAAAGUAUGGAAGAAUUAUUAUGACAUCAUCAAGUGCUGGUAUCUAUGGCAACAUUGGUCAAGCUAGUUAUUCUACAGCUAAGCUUGGGCUGGUUGGACUCAGUUAUACAUUAUCCGAUGAAGGAAUCAAAUACAAUAUCAAUUGCAAUGCUAUAGCGCCAUUUGCCGCAUCCAGAAUGAUGACACCAGUAGUACCAGAUGAAGUUGUAGCACAACUGAAGCCUGAUUAUGUGGCGCCAGUGGUUUUAUAUUUAUGUCAUGAGAGUUGUGAUGAGACUGGAUCACUCUUUGAAGUGGGUGCUGGAUGGAUAGCUAAAUUAAAGUGGAGCAGGUCACAUGGGGCUGUCGUCAGAAAGAAAGGUGUACCAAUGUUACCAGAAGAUGUACGGGAUAAUUGGAACAAGAUUACAGAUUUCACCAAUUUUACCUUUCCAGAGAAUUUUCAGAGACCGUAUUUAGUGUUGAAUGAAAUUGAAAGUGAUACUGAUACCUCUGCUACCAAACCUUUACGAUCUGCAACUAGGAACCACAAUAGUUAUAAAACACCUCUGAAAAGCGAUGUGGUGUUCACCGAGAUGGGUAAAAGAGUCACCACGGACAUGGUGAACAAAAUAAAUGCUGUCUUUCUCUAUACAAUCACUGAUGAAAAUGGAAAAACACUCUCUCAAUGGAGUAAGUCUAAACUUUAA
This is a messenger RNA of Saccoglossus kowalevskii, 1299 nucleotides long. RefSeq names its product peroxisomal multifunctional enzyme A-like. NCBI's taxonomy places the organism in Eukaryota, Metazoa, Hemichordata, Enteropneusta, Harrimaniidae. Gene Ontology annotation, molecular function: oxidoreductase activity. The record is from RefSeq and is a predicted model, not a curated record.